GAACUCGCAAACCACAGGAGAAACAAGCAAAAUCAAAAACGGUUCCGUCGCCACCGUGUAGGUUUCACGGGCACGGCUGCGGCACCGCAUUUCUUAUUAUUAUUAGUGUCGUUGGUGUUGUUGUCUUUUACCAUUCCACGCGCUUACGUGUGACAUAGAGAGUCUGGCGGGGGGGGGGGGCGUGCGUACGAUUGUGCGGAGUGCAUCUGCGUCCCUCCUUGUUCUCCACAGAGAAGAGUGGGAGGGCAAUGGUGUACCUCCGCGCCAUCACCCCAGCUCUGUGCGAGUUGCUGGACGAUGCCGCGACAGCGCCGCAGACGGCGGCCGCAGUCCGCGCGUUUGGCGAGCAGCGCCUGCGCAGCCUCGUCCACACAGAGAUCCCUUCCCUGCUCGACAACGCUCUGUGGGUUUUUCUUAUUUCGCUCGAGCAGCUCCUCCAACGCCAAGGUGCAGCACUCCACCAUGACAGCACGACGGCGUCCCUUCCACGCCAGCUGCAGCUGCCGUCAUCCAUCGCAACGGUGCAAGCCGCCGUUCGCUGGUACGGCGGAGAGCUGGACCUGCCCCUUCUCCAUUCCCCCGCCGCGGGUGUUGGAAGCACAGCGCACGAAGAUGUGACGGACCCGUCGUCGUCGCCUCGUGCGAAGGCGCAGGCACCACCACCGACGACGCACCGCUCCCUCUUCAGUGAUACACCUUCCACGCGGCACGAUGCGGUACGGCUUGAUGCGCUUCUUCAGCACAGACACCAAGCCCCUGUCACCGCCGCAGCGUCUACGACCACGCUGGCAGCUACGGACUCGCCUGGCAACGGGCCAGCAAACGCAAAAGACACCUUCACUGGGCCGCUCGCAACGGUUCAGUUGGGGCUCGAAGCGCUGUCCAACCCCAAACGUGCUGCUGCCCUCCGCCAGCCGCGGUCUCUUGCCCUUGUGGUACGCAACCUCGCCGCUCUGUGGAGUCUCGUGUACCUGUGCAAGGAGCUGCGCGCACGACAGCUGCGCCAGGAGGGCCUGCUGAGAGGGGAUGCCGUCACCACUGCUGCUGCGGGCCCCGCGCGUGCCGCCACCGUGUGCUUUCAUGACUACGAUCUGCUCCUGCCGUGGGACCUGGUCUACGCCGUUCUCACAGACAGCUCGAGCGCCGGAUCGGCGGCAAACGAGGCGACGACGACGCAGAAGAAGAAGUGUACGCCGCUGACGAUGGCGGCCGUCGCUGCGCGCUGUCGUGCGCUUGCUGAUCGUCACGCUGCGCCCCAGUCCACAUGCAGCGAAGCGGACGAAGCGGGCCCGCAGCAGAGCGGGCCGCCACCGCCCAUUUCUCUCGUCAUCAACCCCGCAGUGACCGUUGUGGGCGACAACCCGACGCGCCUGCGCAAGAACGCGCGCAUCGACGCCAUCGAGGCCGCGGCAAACAGGUACUACUACUCCCUUCUUGCGACCAGCGCGCACGGCCAGGAGGGGCGUCCUUCUCCGUCGUCUACAGCAAGUACAUCGACGGCGUCCGCGGCGGCGCAUCACGAGGCCCUGCGCAGCUCUCUUGCCUCUGUGGACUUGGGCGACUACGGGGUACUGGACCCCUCCCGUAUGCACGCCUGCGUGCCGCUCCGAGCAACGACCACGGGCUUCUCAGCGGCCUCGUCCUCUGCUAUUUCAGCUGGAAGUAGCGGUGGGGACUUGAAGACGGAGCGAGCUGCCAAGUCCUACGCGUUGUUCCUGCGCGACGCCUCCAUUGGCUUCGAUAUUCAAAUCAUGGCCGUGACCGGGGCAGGGGUGGGCUACUACCUCGGUUACCUGCGCGGCCUCAACGCGGAAAGCUGCACCCUCUACGCGGUGGUCGGCCUCGUGGCGAUGAUGUUGGUGGACGCCGUGCUCAUCAUGAUUCGCAUAGGACGGCAAGACGAGGCGGCUCGGAGGUCCCGCGCACGCAUUCGACGGCAGCGCGAGAAGCUGGAGAAGGAAGGGGAGAGGAUAGUCCAGGCGAUGCACCGCGCAGCAGAUAGCGGGGAAGGUCAGGUGCGUACUACCGUGGAUCCGGCGAGGCUAGCGGGCGUAGACGCGUAUACGAAGAAGCGGCAGUGA
Molecule: messenger RNA, 2081 nt
Organism: Leptomonas pyrrhocoris
Lineage: Eukaryota; Euglenozoa; Kinetoplastea; Trypanosomatida; Trypanosomatidae
Exons: 1
Coding region: 249-2081 (610 amino acids)
Source: RefSeq, a predicted model, not a curated record